UAAAUUAAAUUGACAUUAUUUCGUAGCUUUGGUUUUGAAAUUAAAAUAUCAAGUGCAUUUUGUGUGAUAUUUAGCAUUCAAGACUACGUGGUUCUUAAGGAAUUAAUUAAUAACAAUUUAAAAAAUAGUUUAUUAAUCAGCUGACGAUCAAUCUCACCAAUCUCCCAAAACGUCAAAAUAUACAAGAUAUCCAAAAUCCCCAAGUCAUUAGCACAUAAGAAUAAUCACAAAAAAUUAUCGUUUUUGUUUACAUCUAAGGCCGAUUAAAUCCAGAAAAAAUGGGUAUAGCAGAUUGUUUCGAAAAUAUAAGUAUUCCUCCGUGUAUUUGGUUUGAAGGGGGUGACAGACGAAACGCCUAUGCUUCAAUGAUAUCGGGAUUUUUGUUUUUUGUAGGAUGGUGGAUAAUAAUCGAUGCAGCAAGUGUGUACACAGGAACUGUAUUAGCAGGAUACCACAUGUGUGGUGUUGUUGGGGCUGUGUCUUUGAUAAUGAUUAAUUCAGUUUCAAAUGCUCAAAUGAGGGGUGAUGCUUAUGAAGGGGGCUGUUUAGGCCCUAGAGGCGCCAAAGUCUGGUUAUUUGUUGGUUUUGUAAUGGGAUUUGCAUCUGUGAUCGCAUCAUGUGGAAUAUUAUUUGCUGAUUUUGUUAACAAGAAGGUCCCUCACUAUUGGCCAGGAGUUGCUAUAUUUUUGCAGAAUGUUUUUAUUUUUAUUGCAUCACUGAUAUUCAAGUUUGGAAGAUCUGAAGACAUUUGGACAUAAAAAAGUUUGUCACAAAUCAUACAUUUAUGUUGCAAGUUUUACCUUUCAUGAGCAUAACGUUUAAUUUUUUACUAAGUGUAAAGUGUAAAAACUAGGUUGUAAUAUUGUGUAAUUUAUUAUUUGCUAAAUAAAUAAAAAUAUAAAUUAAAAA
This is a messenger RNA of Tribolium madens (black flour beetle), 909 nucleotides long. Its product is annotated as transmembrane protein 50A. Lineage: Eukaryota; Metazoa; Arthropoda; Insecta; Coleoptera; Tenebrionidae. Bases 279 to 758 code for a protein of 159 amino acids. The record is from RefSeq and is a predicted model, not a curated record. Gene Ontology annotation, biological process: protein targeting to vacuole; late endosome to vacuole transport via multivesicular body sorting pathway. The transcript is spliced from 3 exons.